Episyrphus balteatus (marmalade hoverfly) is the source of this 513-nucleotide messenger RNA. RefSeq lists its product as uncharacterized. The coding region runs from base 1 to 513 and encodes 170 amino acids. Gene Ontology annotation, cellular component: mitochondrial membrane. The record is from RefSeq and is a predicted model, not a curated record. NCBI's taxonomy places the organism in Eukaryota, Metazoa, Arthropoda, Insecta, Diptera, Syrphidae. Gene Ontology annotation, biological process: tricarboxylic acid cycle; respiratory electron transport chain; aerobic respiration. The transcript is spliced from 3 exons. Gene Ontology annotation, molecular function: 2 iron, 2 sulfur cluster binding; electron transfer activity.
AUGGUUGACUCAACAGAAUCGAAUGCUUUAGAAAAAUCAAGCAGAGUUAAAAGCAUUCAAGGAUGUAUAUCAGAGAACCUUUCCCUAACAGUGGCUUCAUCGCAACCCCAAUUCUUUGAUCCGCAACCGGCUAAAAUUAAAACAAUUCAAGUCUUUCGAUGGAAUCCAGAUAAGCCAGAAAUUAAGCCACAUAUUCAAACAUUUAAAUUCGACAUGUAUUGGUUGAUUCGGCAAUCUCCCAUGGUUCUGACGGCACUUAUCAUAAUAAAAGAGAAAUUGGAUGGUUCUUUGGCAUUUAGACGUUCUUGCCGUGAAGGUAUUUGUGGUUCAUGUGGCAUGAAUAUAAAUGGAGUUAACACUUUAGCUUGUACUUGCAGAGUGGAUGAUAACCUGUCGAAAACUAUAAAAGUCUACCCUUUGCCCCAUAUGUAUGUUCUUAAGGAUCUCGUUCCAGACAUGACACAUUUCUACAAUCAAUAUCGAAUGAUUCGACCAUGGUUAAUUACAAAGUAA